AUGUACCAGUCUGGCUUUGUGCCGCGGGAGUAUUACCCAGCUGUGAUCCCACCUUCUGCCUACACCUACCCACCGCUGAGGACUGGGAGAGUAGAAGACAUGACCAGCUCUGUGAUGUUUCCUCCCAUCCAGGUGCACAACUUCUAUAGCCGACCCAUCACCUUUGUGGUGGACCGGAAUGGCUACCCUGACUAUGUGGGAGGUCAGGUGGAUUAUCAUCUCUACAGUGCUUCCAAUCCCUACUACCGUCCGUACUACACCUGGAACUUCCCUCCUGUGGUCCCCAUCCCUCUCUACAAUCCCUAUGCAAACUACAAUCCCUACGCCGCCUACCAGAGGUCAGAUCAGUAUCGAGACACGUGGCCAGAAGGCUUCACGAUGAGGGGGGAGCUUCAAUGGGGGAAGCUCGGAAAGGUGUUUGGACCAAGGAAAGACCUCCCAGAAUUUGUGAAGGAUGAUCUCCGGAGGGUUUAUGGCACCUACCCACGGACCAACGUCUCCAUAACCUACCGAAAAGGCGAGUUCUUGGUCAAGGGAGACCCCAAGGUAGGAGAGCAGGAAUAUGCAGUGGAAAAAAAAGUCAUCCAGCAGGCUGUGACCCCCAGUGCUAGCGAGGCAGAUGACAGCAGUGAGGACCGGAACCACAUUGGCCAUAAAAACAAAACCCUGUGCUCACCAGAAAGAGGAAAUGUAAAAGAUGCAGGAAUCGGACUGUCAGUUGUAUGCACUGAACGUUUUGAAAAGAAAAUAUCUUCUCCAAAGAAGGUCAGAAGAAAAAAGAUGCCAGACCAAACACCAAACACAAGUCCUGUGAUUGAUGCCUUUCUGAGAGGAAUUAAGGAGAAAAAGGACAGUCUAAACAUUUUAGAGAAUGGCAGAGCAUGCAAGGCACUGGAUUCGUUGAGGUCUGAAUUUGUAAAAAAUAUUCUUUUAAAGUCUACUUGUGGUGAUGUUCUGCAACUAAUGGAGGCUGCUGCUUUACCUAGAUACGACUCUGCUCUUUCAGAGGAAUACCUCAACUCAAGAGAGUUAAAAGUUGAAAGCGCGUGUACAGACAAGUCCAAGUUGAAUGGAAAAUCAAAAAGCAGCUUUGAUAGUGAAGAUGAGAAUUUGGAAUACAGUCUAGAUGAUGAUGAUGACGAUGAUGAAGUAGUAUUCAUGCCACUGCAAGAAAUUCUCUCUUCCAGUCCCAAGCUGCAGGAAGGAGCCCUGGAAGAAUCUUGUCUUGACGGUUCUUUGCAGGACACCAUGACUCCAUCAGUGAAGCUUCAUCUUUCUAAGCCUCCUGUUGUUAGCCAGGUGUCAUAUGUGAACAGCUUGGAACAUCUCUUGAAGGAGAAAGAAGAAUCUAAAAGGGUAGAUGAAUUAGAAAAGCGGUUACAGGAAGACAUACAAAAAAGGGAAAUUGAUUCUUCUGAUGGAGAAGAUGAGGAGAAUGCCAGUGGAGAUGAAGAUCUCUCAGAAGAGCACAGGGCAUUUAUAAAGAAAUUCUCAGUAAUAGCUCAUGCCAUACCUGACUACCACCCUGGAGAAGAUAUAUUUGAUUUAUCAACCUCUGGGAAAGUCUUCAAUCAACAUAACCUUGACUUAAGGAAUUUUCAUUUUGUCCCUCAGAAUCCUAUAGAAAAGCUCCUUCUUAGUUCUGGUGUAACACAGCAGCUUUCUUUAGCUAUUAAUGGUUUUCUGAGUUCUGCUUACAGUUGUAUCUUGUGUCCCAUACCAAUUCUAAAGUGGCUUUUCCAGAUGAUGUCUGUUCAUCCUGACUAUUGUGUUUCCACCCAGAUUUUAGACAGAUUGAUGGAGAUAACACUAAAAAAUGCUUCCAUCAGUGAUGAACAGUCUAAACCGUGGAUUCCUUCGCUAGCUGAUGUGUCAGCUGUUUUUGUCAAUAUGGGUGUUGCGUUUAGAUCUCUUUUUCCAUUGCAGCAUCUUCAGCCCAACUUUAACGAGUGUGAUAUUUUAAGUCAGAUGCAAGAAACAGUGAGCAAACAACAUCCAAAAGGAGACCUAACCUCUGCCAGUCCAGCCUUCUCCAAUCUACCAGAAAACAAUUUGAUAAAUGUGAUUAAGUUUCUAGGUUUCUGUACAACAGUAAUUCAAGGUGGAUAUACUGAUCAAGAAAUAUUGCUGCUGCUUCUAUUGCUAUUUAAAAUAAGCUUGGAGAAACAGUUAAAACAAAUUCCUUUGAUAGAUUUUCAGUGCCUUUUCAUAAAGCUUCUGAAAAAUAUAAAAGAAUGGGAUACAAAGAUGCCUGAGCUCUGCCUGGCGGUGAGUGAACUCUCCAGUCAUCAUCAUAAUCUCCUGUGGCUGGUUCAGCUGGUCCCUAGCUGGAUAGUACGUGGACGGGAAGUAAGAAGACGUCUUAGCCUAGUGAUUAUUUCAAAGCUGCUUAAUAAAAAGCAUAUAGGAAUACCUGAUGACAGUGACAAGCAGAUGUCUCUUCUGCAUCAAUAUCUGGUGUAUAUGAAACCUUCUAAUCUACUAAAGAAGAUGAGAGAAGGACUGGAGCAGCAGAAUGCCAAUGGAGACCACCUUCAUACAGAACUAGAACAGGAGGCAUACUACCUAAUCUACAUCCUCCUUCAUCUAGUCAGUGAAGCUAGUUUCUUUGAUGUUGUAAAUUCUAAUCAAAGGCAACACUUACUGAAGCUUUGUGGUGCCUUAGAUAAGCACAUAAAAUGUGAUAUUAGGGAAGAUGCAAGGCUGUUUUAUCGAACUAAGGUUAAAGAUUUGGUUGCUAGGAUAUAUGGGAAAUGGCAAGAUAUGAUACAAACCACUCGACCUACUCAGGGAAAACUGCAUGACUUUUGGGAGCCAGAUUCAUGA
Charadrius vociferus (killdeer) is the source of this 2826-nucleotide messenger RNA. RefSeq names its product family with sequence similarity 178, member A (gene SLF2). NCBI's taxonomy places the organism in Eukaryota, Metazoa, Chordata, Aves, Charadriiformes, Charadriidae. Gene Ontology annotation, biological process: positive regulation of double-strand break repair; protein localization to site of double-strand break; DNA damage response. Bases 1 to 2826 code for a protein of 941 amino acids. The transcript is spliced from 19 exons. Gene Ontology annotation, cellular component: site of double-strand break; nucleus. The record is from RefSeq and is a predicted model, not a curated record.